Amphibalanus amphitrite is the source of this 2479-nucleotide messenger RNA. RefSeq names its product GTP cyclohydrolase 1-like. Gene Ontology annotation, cellular component: cytoplasm. Gene Ontology annotation, molecular function: zinc ion binding; GTP cyclohydrolase I activity; GTP binding. The transcript has a single exon. The coding region runs from base 268 to 1053 and encodes 261 amino acids. Gene Ontology annotation, biological process: tetrahydrofolate biosynthetic process; tetrahydrobiopterin biosynthetic process. Lineage: Eukaryota; Metazoa; Arthropoda; Thecostraca; Balanomorpha; Balanidae. The record is from RefSeq and is a predicted model, not a curated record.
GGCACGCCGUCGGCAGUGGCUGGUCGGUCGAUACGUCAGUGGGAGGCGCGCGGCCGGUCGGAGCACACCUCUCGCGCCAGUCGCUGCCGCCUGCUCCAGCAGUCGCGCCAGACGUCCGAGGUCACAGCAGCCAGACCGCCUGGGCUCUGUUUAAUCUGUGGCGUUGUUUAUCGGGAAUUGUCUGGCGCACAGAGCUGACCUCUGUGGCCCAGUGUUACGCGCGUGGUGUGAUCAGUGAGAGAAGCUAGUGUCUAACUCGGUGCAGCCAUGAACGGAGAUCGUCCCGAGGGCACCAACGGCCGCCACAAGAGCGGUGAUGCCACCAACGGCCACCACAAGAGCGGCGACGCCACCAACGGCCGUCACAAGAGCGUCGACGGCGAGGACGGCGAGCAGGAGGUGAUGGGCCCGCUGGUGCGGCGGCGCAGCUCGCUGGCGCACGCCAAGUGCAUGUUCCACAACGACCUGGAGCUGGACCACCGUCCGACGGCCAAGGACAAGCUGGUGGGCAGGAUGGCCGACAGCUACCGGGACCUGCUCACCUCGCUCGGUGAGGACGUCAACCGCGACGGCCUGCUCAAGACGCCCGAGCGGGCCGCCAAGGCGCUGCUCUACUUCACCAAGGGCUACGACCAGACCAUCCAGGAGGUGCUCAACGAGGCCGUCUUCAACGAGGAGCACGACGAGAUGGUGAUCGUCAAGGAGAUCGAGAUGUUCUCCAUGUGCGAGCACCACCUGGUGCCGUUCAUGGGCAAGGUGUCGGUGGCCUACCUGCCACGCGGCCUGGUGCUCGGCCUCAGCAAGGUGGCGCGUAUCGUGGAAAUCUACAGCCGCCGCCUGCAGGUCCAGGAGCGGCUCACCAAGCAGAUCGCGCACGCGCUCAUCGAGGCCAUCAACCCGAGCGGCGUGGCCGUCACCAUCGAGGCCACGCACAUGUGCAUGGUGAUGCGCGGCGUGCAGAAGAUUAACGCCAAAACGGUGACCAGCUGCAUGCUGGGCGUGUUCCGCGACGACCCCAAGACGCGCGAGGAGUACCUGGCACUGAUGCGAUAGGCGCCGGCCGGGGAGACGGUCAGAGAGGACGUGGCGGCGGAAGUCGGGGGGAGGGCAGUGGAAGAUGAAGUGGGAGGAGAGGGAUCGGGCGAUAGUGGAUCGCACACCGCUUGAGGGUGGAGAAGGUGAUCCUGAAGAUUAACAAAGGAAGAUAUUUGUUAUUCAAAGGCGUAAGGAAAUAAUAAGAUCUUAAGCUAUGAAAGAAUACGUCAGAAAUAUAACCAAACUUUGAACACAAACCUGAACUUCGGUACCUACCUAGCACAUUAUUCUGUGUAAUAUGAAAGAACCAAGAAAGAACCGUGAGAUACAAGAACAUUUCCCAGGACCUUCUUGAAUUAAAAUGUGAAAGAGGCUGGGAAGGAAGGCAAGUGUGACAGUGAAGAGACUGUCGGUGUUGGGAAGGCACUGUUCAUUCACGAACAGAUUUCUCUCGGCUGUCUCCCUGGCCCGCUAUGUUUGUCAAACCUUUUUGUUGGCUUGACGGCGUGUGGAUGGAUUAGCGUUCAUAGCAGGUAAUUGAUAUGCAAAUAUUUCCAUUUAUCACCAACUUUUGAUCUUAUUUAUUUUACGUUAACUUGAUGUCAUUGGUCGGGUCAGAAUAUCCGGAUAUGAUUCUCUUUUCCAGCGUCCGUCGAUGUAUUUUCCGAGUCAACGAAAAUCUGACUGUGUCGUCAGAUCGAGUCCCAUGACCAAUGGGGUCAAAACACUCUGAAGUGAGUGGUUACCUGACCAGGGAUGACUGCGGAUGGUCAAAGCUGGCCAGCCCCCCCCCCCCCCCCCAACGUGCGUUACCGUCAUAUAUGCAGUGUGCUGUGUCGGGCUGGAGGCCCGCAUUUGUUUGUGCUUUGUUAGGGUGGCGGGUGAUAUUUAAGCAGUGAGCUCUUAUAGUGCAAUCCAAUUUUUGGAUCUCCUACGGUGACCGUACCUAUGCAGUGUUCUCCGCAGAUGUGUUAAUAUUCUAGUCCUUUACGUCUCUGGUACCCUUUUCCCGGUUUUUUAACAUUUUAGAUGUUUCUUCUGUUCUUUUCGCCAAACAUGGUUUUUACUCGCUGACGCGUAAAGCCCCGUUUCACAAUGGGCCCCGCCGUUGAUUGAUGUAAGUGGUGUGUCGUCUCUCGUUGUGCUGCGCUCCGCCGUCGCUGUUGCUGCCGCUGCUGUGGAGAGACCAGCACAGGACCACCUGCGGAGCGGCGGGGGCGGCGGCCCAUGUGCCAAAUGUAACCGUCUGUGACGAGCCGGGACCAAGUAACUGUAUCGGGACCAACUGCGCGCGCUGUCGUGUGUCGAUGUGUGUGUCUGUCGGCGCCGUGAGCGCUGCCGACGGCACGCUGUUGUGAUCUGUAGUAGUCGGACCGGCCAAACGCGGUCGGCCGGCCCCAGUCGGUGUCGCAAAGCUCUCUGAGAAAUAAACCACCCAAAGGUG